AUGACAGCCCAUCAUGAAAAGACUAUAAAGGUAGUUGCCAAGGAUGCCAGAAGUGGAAAGCAAAUCAAGUUGGAAUAUGUGAACAAAAAGAUCACCGGAAACGGCUCUUUUGGUGUUGUCUAUCAAACGCGACUUGUUGAAUCCAACGAAGACGCUGCCAUCAAGAAGGUAUUGCAGGAUAGACGAUUCAAGAAUCGUGAGCUUCAAAUCAUGCGCCUUGUAGACCACCCCAAUGUGUGUCAGCUCAAGUCUUACUUUUACAAUCAAGUUGAGAACAAGGAAGACGAAGUCUAUUUGAAUCUCGUCAUGGAAUACGUACCCGACACCUUAUAUCGAGCCACCAGACAUUACACCAAAGCAAAGCAGCAAAUGCCCAUGAUCCUCGUUCAGUUAUACAUGUACCAAGUCAUCCGAUCCUUGGCUUAUAUUCAUUCUCUUGGUAUUUGCCAUCGUGAUAUCAAACCUCAGAACGUUUUGCUCGAUCCAGCAAGUGGUAUUUGUAAAAUGUGUGAUUUUGGAAGUGCUAAAAUCCUAGUUCCUGGUGAACCCAAUGUUUCUUAUAUUUGUUCUCGUUAUUACCGUGCCCCAGAAUUGAUCUUUGGCGCUACAAAUUAUACGCUCAGUAUCGACGUCUGGUCCACAGGCUGUGUUAUGGCAGAGUUGAUCCUAGGACAGCCCUUCUUUCCUGGUGAGAGCGGUAUCGAUCAAUUGGUUGAAAUCAUCAAGAUUUUGGGCACUCCUUCAAAGGAACAAAUUGCUGCAAUGAAUGCAAGCUACGUGGAGCAUAGAUUCCCUUUGAUUAAGCCUCAUCCUUUGUCCACUAUCUUUACUACUGCUAAUGUGGAGGCCGUUGAUUUAUUGUCUCGUAUGUUGCAAUAUCACCCUCAGCAAAGAAUUACUGCUAUUGAAGCCUUGUGUCAUCCAUUCUUUGAUCCCAUUCGUGACCCCAAUACAAGAUUACCCGAUGGUCAACCAUUACCACCCGUUUUGAACUUUACAAAAGAAGAAUUAUCCAUUCGACCUGAUUUAAUCAGAAGAUUAGUCCCUCCACACAUGGAGCAGGAGCUUCUUGCAAAGGGAAUUGAUAUUCAUCAUUUUGAUCCUAUUCCAGCUGAUCAAAUGAAGAUUUCCCCCUCAGCCAUCUAG
This is a messenger RNA of Mucor velutinosus, 1146 nucleotides long. RefSeq lists its product as uncharacterized. Bases 1 to 1146 code for a protein of 381 amino acids. The transcript is spliced from 6 exons. NCBI's taxonomy places the organism in Eukaryota, Fungi, Mucoromycota, Mucoromycetes, Mucorales, Mucoraceae. Gene Ontology annotation, molecular function: ATP binding; protein serine/threonine kinase activity; protein serine/threonine/tyrosine kinase activity. The record is from RefSeq and is a predicted model, not a curated record. Gene Ontology annotation, cellular component: cytoplasm. Gene Ontology annotation, biological process: protein phosphorylation; signal transduction.